Molecule: messenger RNA, 3855 nt
Organism: Haemonchus placei
Lineage: Eukaryota; Metazoa; Nematoda; Chromadorea; Rhabditida; Trichostrongylidae
Source: the annotation of a GenBank genome assembly
AUGCGCAUGCGAUCUACCACAUGGACGUCCCAACAAAAGGCAUUCUUCUUAACGGGAUUCUUGGACGGUGUAGCUAGGGAAAAGGUUGAGGAACUCACGGACGAUGAACUUCGAAUUACUCCUCCAUCUGGUAUAGCCAUCUUAUCAUUUCUUGAUCCCGCUACUUUAGUCGCUUCCCAGCAAGCGGAUCCCGUUGAUUGCUCUACAGUUCGAUAUUUUUACAUCAAACGUGAAGAUUCCUUUCUUAAAUUUGAUUCUACAACAGUCCCCGAUCACUUCCCGUUGCCUCGCAUUGAGGAUACUCUAGCAAAAAUCGCAGAACAUAAGUUCUACACCACUCUUGAUUUGGCAUCCGGCUAUAUGCAACUCCUCCUCUCUCCGGAAAGUCAGAAAAAGUGCGGUUGGGCAACACACCGCGGUAUCUAUCAAUUUGUUUACCUUCCCUUCGGUCUCAAGAAUGCCGGCGCUUAUUUUUCUAGGGCUAUGACGCGCAUUUUAGCGGCGGAUGAUUCAGGAUUUUACGUGCAAAAUCUUGUUACUACCCUUCAUGCUGCUUGGCGCGCAGCAAUUGCUCACAAUGAACGGCAAAGAGCUAAAUUCAAAGCACAGUACGACCGUUCUCAUCUGGCUCCUCUCUCUAUUAAGGAAGGCGACCGUGUUUAUCUCCGUGACCUAGCCCCUAAAGUGGAAACGUCUCAGUUACCUCAAGUCACUCCUCCUGAGUUCUCUCACUACCUGAUGGAAUUCCAUCCCUGGGCAAAGUACGUCAACCCCCGUCCAAUUCGUCUACUCCGCCAGGACUGCCCACCAGUUAGUUCCGUCUUGGACGUCGAGGUGUAUCGUCAUUUGCCGGACUCGGGUUACUUGUCGACACGGUUCAACAGGUCGCUUUUCCCGAAGGCUGUCCUCCGCCCAGACAAGAUGCCGGCGUCAAUUCCAUUUAUUGAACUACAACACCUGGAGGACACCAUUAACUUCCGGGCCAAAUCGAAAAUAGUUAUCGACCAAGUUUUAUCCGGCUCCUAUAGUGAUGUCGAUACGGCCCACAUCAAGCCAUCCCCCUACCAGAAAUACAUCACUAAGCCUCCUCCGUACGGCAGUACCUAUCCGGUCCUAUACCAAGUGGUCUCCACAGGAUAUGGCCCGGGAGUAAUCCUAGAGGCCAAGGACUUCUUCAUUGUUGGUCCCGACCGUCGAGACCUACAUUGUAUCGUCCUGGACCAGUACGCCGUUGACAUAGUUACCGACGGCCGCGGCUUUAACAAGAACAACAUGUCCGUUAAGGACUUCGUGUGGGUUUAUAAUGUAAAGCCGACGCGGCAGGCAUUACAGUCCCCGGCAUCGGUCCUAAAGCAGGCCUCAUUACCGCGAACUAUGGCCCUCGACACUUCGUCGGUGUUCUUCUUCAGGGUGUCCCACUUCGCGUUGUUGACGGUGACCGACAUCCCUGACCACGUCUACGGCAUCAUCUUGUCGCGGACUAUCCGCGCUGACCGAGUCAUUCACGCUCGGGCAGUAUUUGAAGGAUGCCCCGAGGCGGUCACCUUGACCCCUUCCACGUGUACCUUCCCACUUCGCCGCCUCGCUACUUACGAGGUAGUAAGUGCAAGAACGCGGGUCAACGUUUCGGCAGCGAUGCGGUUUUGCGAACCUCCCGUGUCCUUUGAAUCACGAGCUCAGUUAGCUGAGUUGUGCGUUCCUUCCUGCCUAUGCAUCCGGAUGAGGGCAUAUCUCCUCUGGCAGUCUUCAAGCUCCCCCAGGUGGACGAGGCAUGGCGACCGUCUGGCCCGGUUCCAUAAUUUCCAGCGUGAUCCUGUUGGAUCGAAACAACGAUUAAGUAAGAUAUGUAACGUCGCCUGUUCAGCAUUGGCGGCGGUACACGCAGUAGGCGACGAUAAGCAGACUCGCAAGGUCCUCGCCUCCAUAUGCACGCCUGUCUGGUACCCCCUACGCAUACAGUUCACCCUACAGGAUAUGGCGUCUGAAGCGGGGUGGGCGCCAGGACGUCACGUUAUCACGUGGAUUCCUGGUACUGAACGCCUCAUUUGGGCCAAAGUAGUAACGGUCACCUCUGAUCCGACUCGGAAGACCGUAACUGUAGUGAUUCAGGCGUUUACCUGGUCACACGAGGCAUGGAACCGCGCCUUUGAGCAACAUGGUCGCAUGCUCGAGGAGAAGCAUAUCUGCGAUAUCUGUGUGCGCCUCGGCAAGUCCACCACCGCGGCGAAUCCCGUUUAUGACCUGGUCUCGCGUUCCAACAUUUUUGGCAAUCUUCGCCCGAGGGUCAUGGGUGACCACGUCGUCAACUUGUUCUACGCCAACCAAGCAAUUGGCACGAGCGACGAGCCGUACCUGCGUGAUUUACCGCCCCCCUCUGGCCAUCCCCGCUCAUUCAUCGUUAGUGGGCGUUCAUUGACCCUUACCACCGAUCAGGAGGACGCGGUACGCAUCGGCUCUGGGCAACUACCCCUCGUGGCUAUUCAGGCCGCCUACGGGACAGGGAAAACCCUAGUAGGAUCCCUCAUUGCGGCAUUAACCUCAGUAAGCUCUAAAGAUAUCACCAUUGUCACCACCUCCACCAACGCGGCAGUGGCACAGUUCACGGAAACCCUCCUCUCCUUAAAUGAUUUCGCACACCUCAACAUCGUGCGCCAUAUCUCCGACACUGCCGCCGCUGAUAAUCAGACCCCCACAUCGGUGGACCUCGGUAAAAUUCUUCGGACCCUCGGCGACGACUACGAGGAACAACUCUCACAUGAGGACCUCCACACCUGCCAUGAAUUCCAGGAGUAUAGGGAAAUCAUUGAGAAUUAUCUCGAUCACCCGGAACUCAUCCCCAACAUGUCGGACGAAGACAAGGAGGAGUAUGAAAUCGCGGAGCGUUAUGUGUCGCAAACCCUUAAGCGGAUGGUCAACAUAAUGUUUACCGUACGCCGUCCUUCCAUCAUAUGUAUGACGACAGCAUCCCUCCUAAAUUCCACUGCUUCGGGCGGGAUAUUCACCCCGUAUUUGACGGAAUUCACCACCGUAAUUGGUGAUGAAGCUUCGCAAAUUCCGGAGCCCACAUUACUAGCAAUAGCCGGACGGUUAACCCGCGCUCGCCACGUAUAUAUAGGGGAUGUCCACCAGUUGGCACCACACGUCAAAUGCCCCCCUAACUCUAGCCCUGUUCUCCACGGCGCGCGUAGUGUAAUGUCGCUCCUCUUGCAGUCAUCACCGGUACCCGUGGCCCCCCUUAUCACCACUUUUAGGUCACAUCCGGCCCUUAUCGCCCUUCCCAAUCGCAUAGCAUAUGCCGGGCAGCUCGUUAGUGGUACACCAGCGCAGUCUCGCCAGAUCCUUCUGACCACUAUGCGUUUCCCUGCGCCUAAUAUUCCAUUUAUGUUCGUGGAUGUGAAAGGGGAAUCAGCCCAGGCGCCUAGUAAGUCCUAUUAUAAUGAGAGUGAGGCCCAAUCCUGUCAGCAGCUCCUUGAGCAUCUUAUCCGCUUGGGGAUUCCAGCCCGUUAUAUCUGUGUCAUCACAUUUUAUAGAGAACAAUAUCGACAGAUCAAGCCCACCUUGGACAGCCUGAACGUGGAACUCACGACGGUCGACUCCGUGCAAGGGAGAGAGAAGGAGGUAGUCAUUUUGCUUACAACAAAAACUGAUUUCUCUCCAGCGACCGCCGAAUUCCUCAACGACUACCGUCGCCUGAACGUAGCCGUCUCUCGCUGUAGACAUGGGCAGAUCGUCUUUGGCCACGCCGAGUCGUUAAGGAAGGUUCCCACAUGGAACACACUCUUACAAUGGGCAGAUUCGAUUGGAGCGGUCGUCCCAGCAAAUGACCUACCCCAAUACCUACAACGCCCCCUCUAA